AUGCGAUUUUUGGUGAAAAGCGCAAUUUCAAUAUGCAUAUUCAUUCUGAUAUUCAAAACGGCCGACACCGAUUCAAGAGGAGACGUCGUCGUCGUCGUUGGAAGCACUCAGAAGACGGAGGAGGUGGUGGCGGUGAAUAAGACUGAUGUGUUGGGCGAAACAAUCGAUGCGAAUGCGACAAGUCUUGAACAACACGGUGCGGCGAUCGUCGGAAAUGUAUCGGAGGAGAAGAAACGAUCACUGGCGAUAUUCUUUAUUCUAUUCGUAAUAAUGUUGGCAACUCUCGUCGUCCAUAUGUUAAUUGUAUCAAAACUCCACUGGAUGCCCGAAUCAUUGGCUAUCGUUGCUCUCGGAGCACUCAUCGGAUCGAUUCUUUCGUAUUCGCAGAGAGAUUGGAGUGAAAUUGAAGCAUUGAGUCCGGAUGUCUUCUUCUUAGUCUUGCUACCGCCUAUCAUAUUCGAAAAUGCGUAUAAUUUGAAUAAGGGAUAUUUUUUCUCCAAUUUUGUACCCAUUUUGACGUUUGCGAUUCUUGGAACGACGAUUUCUGCGAUGAUUAUCGGAGCGGGACUCUAUAUUUUGGGAGCGAUCGGCAUAAUCUUCGAAUUCACAUUUUUCGAAUGUUUCGCGUUCGCCGCCAUGAUCUCCGCCGUCGAUCCCGUCGCCACGUUGGCAAUAUUUCAAGCGGUGAAAGUGGAAUCUCUUCUCUAUAUGCUCGUAUUCGGAGAGUCGAUGCUCAACGACGCCGUUUCGAUUGUGUUGGCUGCGACUGCGUUGAGACACGCGAAACCAUCGUUCAACUCACUUCCAGCGUCGGAAAUUAUUACCAGUGCAUUUGUUACAUUCACUGAAAUGUUCUUCUUUUCCGCGUGGCUUGGUGUUGGAAUCGGAUUGUUGAGUGCGUUGCUCUUCAAACACGUGGAUCUGCGUAAAACGCCUUCUCUGGAAUUCGCUCUUCUUUUGAUCUUCUCCUACAUUCCGUAUGGAUUCGCCGAGGCUCUCGAUCUCUCGGGAAUCAUGGCAAUCCUCUUCUGUGGUAUCUCAAUGUCUCAAUAUACACGUCACAACGUCAGUCCGAUCGCCCAAAUCACGUUUCGUCACACGUUUCGAACGAUAUCGUUCGUCGCUGAGACGUCGACGUUCGCCUACAUCGGAAUGGCGUUCUUCACGAUUAAAUUGAAUUUCGCUCCGUGGUUAAUAUUCUGGAGUGUUGUGUUAUGUCUAUUGGGAAGGGCAUGUAAUGUGUUCCCACUGGCGUAUCUCGUUAAUCAGUGUCGAAAAGAUGUGCAGAUUUCGAUGAAGAAUCAGAUUAUUAUGUGGUUUAGUGGAAUGCGUGGAGCCGUGUGUUUCGCUCUCGUCCUCUACAUGGAUUUGGAUAAAGAGAAGAAAUCGAUACUGUUGACUACCGUACUCUUCCUCAUCCUCUUCACAACAAUAUUCCUCGGUGGAUCGGCUCUUCCGUUCAUUUCAUUCAUUAAUCGAUGUUAUCCGAAUGAGAGACAACGGAAGAGAAGACGGACGCCCAGAAAUAAGGAGACGUCGAAGAACUCGUCGGCUCUGAUGAUGAGUAAAACUCAGGAAAUGUCUUUCUUCGGCAGCGACGAUUGGGGACCAAAGAAGUCAGCGCUAGACGCCACGUCAUCCGCCGGGCGCCUAAUGCGAUCCCUAUUCGUCCGUAAAUUCACCGCAAUCGAACGACUCGAGAAUCGUGAUAAACUCGCCGCCUUGACGAAACGAGCACUCGCCAGUGACCAAAUGACAGAUAGUGAUGACGUGGAAUUCGGUGGAAAUCGAAAAGAUGACGUCACGUCGACACGUGGCAGAAGUGGAUCACGUGGAACGAGUAGUGACGUCAUCGUCAGUGGUGGAGGGGGCGGAGUCAGUGGAGAGCAACAUUUAUUGAUUAGUUCGGAUAGCGAUUCUAAUGAAUUAUAG
This is a messenger RNA of Caenorhabditis remanei, 1932 nucleotides long. RefSeq lists its product as uncharacterized. Gene Ontology annotation, molecular function: sodium:proton antiporter activity. Gene Ontology annotation, biological process: sodium ion transport; regulation of pH; proton transmembrane transport. The coding region runs from base 1 to 1932 and encodes 643 amino acids. The record is from RefSeq and is a predicted model, not a curated record. Gene Ontology annotation, cellular component: Golgi apparatus; membrane. The transcript has 7 exons. Lineage: Eukaryota; Metazoa; Nematoda; Chromadorea; Rhabditida; Rhabditidae.